GGUGAAUACUCGGCUUCACAGAUCCCACCUGGACAGAAAUGUUGGCGUCAGGUUAGAGGAGACUCAGCUUCAGAUUCAAAGAUGGUCGGUGUUUGUGGUUCAUGUCUCUGAAUGACUGAAGUCCAGAAGAUGGAUGAUUGUGUGGAGGAAGAGGAGGAGAGACCAGAGUCUCCAGGAUCCAUCUGUCUGUCUAUGAAGAGUGACUGGUCCAAAGAUUAUCCUCUUAACUUCAGUAAAGAACCUGGACCCUCAGACACAAAAGGUCGGUACCGCAGUCAGAGACCAGAGUCUCCAGGAUCCAUCAGUCUGUCUAUGAAGAGUGACUGGUCCAAAGAUGAUCCUCUAAACUUCAGUAAAGAACCUGGACCCUCAGACACAAAAGGUCCGUACCGCAGUCAGAGACCAGAGUCUCCAGGAUCCAUCUGUCUGUCUAUGAAGAGUGACUGGUCCAAAGAUUAUCCUCUAAACUUCAGUAAAAAACCUGGACCCUCAGACACAAAAGGGAGGAAGAGGAGAGGAGUUGGUGUGGAGGAGCAGCCGUCCUGCUGUCCUUUGUGUCGGGACGUCCUGAAAGAUCCAGUCUCUAGCAGCUGUGGACACUGGUUCUGCAGACGCUGCAUGAGCUCAUACUGGGACCAGUCUGCUCCACCAGGAUCAUCCUCCUGUCCCCAGUGUGGAAAAAGAUCCAGAACCAGAGCUGGACUGCAGACAGCCAGUCAGAGCAGAACUGUACGAGCAGAUGCUGGUCUGCAGGAGGUCCUAGAUGAACACAAGACCAGUCUGAGGAGCAGAUGUGAACAUGUGACUGAAGGAAUUGAUGAAACUGGAAGUAGAACCCCCCUCAACAGGAUCUACACGGAGCUCUUCAUCACAGAGGGACUGAGUGAAGAGGUUGAUACCCAACAUGAGGUGAGGCAGCUGGAGACAGCUUCCAGGAUGAAGAGCCUCCAUGACGCUCCAAUCAGGUGCCAGGACAUCUUUAAAGCCUUACCUGGCCAACGUGGAGACAUCAGAGUGGUUCUGACCAACGGCGUCGCUGGCGUUGGGAAAACCUACUUGGUUCAGAAGUUCUCUCUGGACUGGGCCGAGGGCUCGGAGAACCAAGACGUCACCGUGGUGAUUCUGCUCUCGUUCAGGGAGCUAAACCUGAUCAGAGAUGAGCAGUUCAGUCUUCUCAGGCUGAUCCAGGUUUUCCAUCCAUCGUUACAGAAGCUCACAGCAGAGCAGCUGGCUGCCGGGAAACCGUUGUUCAUCUUUGACGGCAUGGAUGAAAGCAGACGUUCACUGGACUUCAACAACGGUCCGGUCGUGUCUGACGUCACACAGAGCUCAUCGGUCAACGUGCUGCUGACCAACCUCAUCCAGGGGAACCUGCUUCCCUCAGCUCUCAUCUGGAUCACUUCCAGACCUGCAGCAGCCAAUCAGAUCCCUCAGAAACACGUGGACAGGGUGACAGAAGUACGAGGCUUCACCGACGGCCAGAAGGAGGAAUACUUCAGGAGGAGGUUCAGGGAUGAAGAGCGGUCCAGCAGCAUCGUCUCCCACAUGAAGACAUCCAGAACCCUCCACAUCAUGUGUAAACUCCCGGUCUUCUGCUGGAUCACUGCUACAGUUCUGGACCACAUGUUGACCACAGAGCAGAGAGGAGAGCUGCCCAAGACCCUGACUGACAUGUUCUCCCACUUCCUGUUGGUCCAGACGAAGAGGAAGAAGAACAAGUACCAGGAGGGACAUGAGACGAGUCCACAGGAGCUGACGGAGGCUGACAGGGACCUUCUCCUGAAGCUGGGGAGGCUGGCGUUUCAACAUCUGGAGAAAGGAAACAUCAUGUUCUACCAAGAAGACCUGGAGCAGUGUGGUCUUGAUGUCCCAGAGGCCUCGGUGUACUCAGGAGUUUGUACCCAGAUCUUCAGGAGAGAGUGUGAGAUCUUCCAGAAACCUGUCUACUGCUUUGUUCAUCUGAGCAUCCAGGAGUUCCUGGCUGCAGUCUACGUGUUCCACUGUUGCUCCACCAGAAACACAGAUGUGCUGGAGAACUUCCUGGGAGGAAAAUACAGACACUCAUCUCUGGAUGACUUCCUGAAGAGAGUCAUGGAGAAAUCCCUGGAGAGUAAAAAUGGCCACCUGGACCUGUUUGUCCGCUUCCUUCAUGGUCUUUCUGUGGAGUCCAACCAGAGACUGUUAGGAGUUCUGCUGAACCUGACGGAGAACGAUCCAGAAACCAUCCAGAGAGUCAUCAACAACCUGAAGCAGAUGAACACUGAUAAAAUCUCUCCUGACAGAAGCAUCAACAUGUUCCAGUGUCUGAUGGAGAUGAACGACCUCUCAGUUCACCAGAAGAUCCUAGAGUUCCUGAAGUCAGAGAACAGAUCAGAGCAGUAUCUCUCUGAGAUCCAGUGUUCAGCUCUGGCCUACAUGCUGCAGAUGUCGGAGGAGGUUCUGGAUGAAUUGGACCUGGACAAGUACAAGACAACACCAAGGGGUGGACGGAGACUGAUUCCAGCUGUGAGGAACUGCAGAAAGGCUCGAUUUGUUGGCUGUGAACUCUCAAAGACUCACUGUGAAGUUGUUGUGUCCGCUCUGAAGUCCAACCCCUCCCAUCUGACAGAACUGGACCUGAGUCGGAACCAGGACCUGCAGGGUUCAGGAGUGAAGCUUCUGUCUGGUGGACUGGAGAGUCCAAACUGUAGACUGGAGACUCUGAGAUUGCAGGACUGCGGUUUGUCAAAGAUCACCUGUUCUUCUCUGGGCUCAGCUCUGAAGUCCAACCCCUCCCAUCUGGAACAUCUGGACCUGAGUCUGAACAAGCUGCAGGAUUCAGGAGUGAAACAUCUGUGUGGUUUCCUGGAGAGUCCAGACUGCAGACUGGAGACUCUGAGGUUGGAAGGCUGCUGGUUGUCAGAGAUCAGCUGUUCUUCUCUGGUCUCAGCUCUGAAGUCCAACCCCUGCCAUCUGAAACAUCUGGACCUGAGCUGGAACAAGCUGCAGGAUUCAGGAGUGAAACAUCUGUGUGGUUUCCUGGAGAGUCCAGACUGCAGACUGGAGACUCUGAGCUUGCAGUGCUGCGGUCUGUCAGAGAUCAGCUGUUCUUCUCUGGUCUCAGCUCUGAAGUCCAACCCCUCCCAUCUGAAACAUCUGGAUCUGAGAUUCAACUACAAGCUGCAGGCUGCAGAUGUGGAGCAGCUGUCUGAUCUGGUGGAGAGUCCAGACUACCAGCUGCAGACUCUCAGGUGGGAGCGCUGCAGUUUGUCAGAGAUCAGAUGUGAUGAUCUGGUCUCAGUUCUGGAGUCCAACCCGUCUGAUCUGGAACAUCUGGUCCUGAGUGGGAACAAGCUGCAGGAUUCAGAUGUGAAGCAGCUGUGUGGUUUCCUGGGUGGUCCAGACUGCAGACUGGAGACUCUGAGGUUGGAGGACUGCUUGAUGUCAGAGAUCAGCUGUUCUUCUCUGGUCUCAGCUCUGAAGUCCAACCCCUCCCACCUGAAACAUCUGGACCUGAGUGAGAACCCGAUGCUGCAGGAUUCAGGAGUGAAACAUCUGUGUGGUUUCCUGGACAGUCCAGACUGCAGACUGGAGACUCUGAGGUUGAAGAACUGCAGCUUGUCAGAGAUCAGCUGUUCUUCUCUGGUCUCAGCUCUGAAGUCCAACCCCUCCCAUCUGAAACAUCUGGACUUGGGCAGGAACAACCUGCAGGAUUCAGGAGUGAAACGUCUGUGUGGUUUCCUGGAGAGUCCAGACUGCAGACUGGAGACUCUGAGCUUGCAGUGCUGCGGUCUGUCAGGGAUCAGCUGUUCUUCUCUGGUCUCAGCUCUGAAGUCCAACCCCUCCCAUCUGAAACAUCUGGACCUGAGAUUCAACUACCAGCUGCAGACUGCAGAUGUGGAGCAGCUGUCUGGUCUGGUGGAGAGUCCAGACUACCAGCUGCAGACUCUCAGGUGGGAGCGCUGCAGUUUGUCAGAGAUCAGCUGUCGUCCUCUGGUCUCAGCUCUGGAGUCCAACCCGUCUGAUCUGGAACAUCUGGACCUGAGUAAGAACGAGCUGCAGGAUUCAGAUGUGAAGCAGCUGUGUGGUUUCCUGGAUGGUCCAGACUGCAGACUGGAGACUCUGAGGUUGGAGAGAUGCGAUAUGUCAGGGAUCAGAUGUUCUUCUCUGGUCUCAGUUCUGAAGUCCAACCCCUCCCACCUGAAACAUCUGAAACAUCUGGACCUGAGUCUGAACUACCUGCAGGAUUCAGGAGUGAAACAUCUGUGUGGUUUCCUGGAGAGUCCAGACUGCAGACUGGAGACUCUGAGGUUGAUGAACUGCAGGAUGUCAGGGAUCAGCUGUUCUUCUCUGGUCUCAGCUCUGAAGUCCAACCCCUCCCAUCUGAAACAUCUGGACCUGAGUUACAACAAGAAGCUGCAUGAUUCAGGAGUGAAACAUCUGUGUGGUUUCCUGGAGAGUCCAGACUGCAGACUGGAGACUCUGGGGUUGGAGAGCUGCGGUCUGUCAGAGAUCAGCUGUUCUUCUCUGGUCUCAGCUCUGAAGUCCAACCCCUCCCACCUGAAACAUCUGGACCUGAGUUACAACAACGACCUGCAGGAUUCAGGAGUGAAACAUCUGUGUGGUUUCCUGGAGAGUCCAGACUGCAGACUGGAGACUCUGAGCUUGCAGUGCUGCGGUCUGUCAGGGAUCAGCUGUUCUUCUCUGGUCUCAGCUCUGAAGUCCAACCCCUCCCACCUGAAACAUCUGGACCUGAGAUUCAACUACAAGCUGCAGGCUGCAGAUGUGCAGCAGCUGUUUGAUCUGGUGGAGAGUCCAGACUACCAGCUGCAGACUCUCAGGUGGGAGCGCUGCAGUUUGUCAGAGAUCAGAUGUGAUGAUCUGGUCUCAGCUCUGGAGUCCAACCCGUCUGAUCUGGAACAUCUGGACCUGAGUAAGAAACAGCUGCAGGAUUCAGAUGUGAAGCAGCUGUGUGGUUUCCUGGAGAGUCCAGACUGCAGACUGGAGACUCUGAGGUUGGAGAGAUGCGAUAUGUCAGGGAUCAGCUGUUCUUCUCUGGUCUCAGUUCUGAAGUCCAACCCCUCCCAUCUGGAACAUCUGAAACAUCUGGACCUGAGCUGGAACCAGCUGCAGGAUUCAGGAGUGAAACAUCUGUGUGGUUUCCUGGAGAGUCCAGACUGCAGACUGGAGACUCUGAGGUUGGGGGACUGCGAUCUGUCAGGGAUCAGCUGUUAUUCUCUGGUCUCAGCUCUGAAGUCCAACCCCUCCCAUCUGAAACAUCUGGACCUGAGUAACAACUACUAUCUACAGGAUUCAGGAGUGAAACGUCUGUGUGGUUUCCUGGAGAGUCCAGACUGCAGACUGGAGACUCUGGGGUUGAUGGGCUGUGGUCUGUCAGAGAUCAGCUGUUCUUCUCUGGUCUCAGCUCUGAAGUCCAACCCCUCCCAUCUGAAACAUCUGGACCUGAGUUACAACAGCCUGCAGGAUUCAGGAGUGAAACAUCUGUGUGGUUUCCUGGAGAGUCCAGACUGCAGACUGGAGACUCUGAGGUUGAUGGGCUGUGGUCUGUCAGAGAUCAGCUGUUCUUCUCUGGUCUCAGCUCUGAAGUCCAACCCCUCCCAUCUGAAACAUCUGGACCUGAGUGACAACUACUACCUGCAGGAUUCAGGAGUGAAACAUCUGUGUGGUUUCCUGGAGAGUCCAGACUGCAGACUGGAGACUCUGAGGUUGCAGGACUGCGGUCUGUCAGGGAUCAGCUGUUCUUCUCUGGUCUCAGCUCUGAAGUCCAACCCCUCCCAUCUGAAACAUCUGGACCUGAGCUGGAACCAGAAGCUGCAGGAUUCAGGAGUGAAACAUCUGCGUGGUUUCCUGGAGAGUCCAGACUGCAGACUGGAGACUCUGGGCUUGCAGUGCUGCGGUCUGUCAGGGAUCAGCUGUUCUUCUCUGGUCUCAGCUCUGAAGUCCAACCCCUCCCACCUGAAACAUCUGGACCUGAGUAACAACUACAAGCUGCAGGCUGCAGAUGUGGAGCAGCUGUCUGGUCUGGUGGAGAGUCCAGACUACCAGCUGCAGACUCUCAGGUGGGAGCGCUGCAGUUUGUCAGAGAUCAGCUGUGAUGAUCUGGUCUCAGUUCUGGAGUCCAACCCGUCUGAUCUGGAACAUCUGGACCUGAGUAAGAACGAGCUGCAGGAUUCAGAUGUGAAGCAGCUGUGUGUUCUUCUGGAGAGUCCAGACUGCAGACUGGAGACUCUGAGGUUGCAGCGCUGCAGUUUGUCAAAGAUCAGCUGUUAUUCUCUGGUCUCAGCUCUGACGUCCAACCCCUCCCAUCUGGAACAUCUGGACCUGAGUAAGAACAGGCUGCAGGAUUCAGAUGUGAAGCAGCUGUGUGUUCUUCUGGAGAGUCCAGACUGCAGACUGGAGACUCUGAGGUUGGAGGACUGCAGUUUGUCAAAGAUCAGCUGUUCUUCUCUGGUCUCAGCUCUGAAGUCCAACCCCUCCCACCUGGAACAUCUGAAACAUCUGGACCUGAGUCAGAACUACCUGCGGGAUUCAGGAGUGAAACAUCUGUGUGGUUUCCUGGAGAGUUCAGACUGCAGACUGGAGACUCUGAGCUUGCAGUGCUGCGGUCUGUCAGAGAUCAGCUGUUCUUCUCUGGUCUCAGCUCUGAAGUCCAACCCCUCCCACCUGAAACAUCUGGACCUGAGAUUCAACUACCAGCUGCAGGCUGCAGAUGUGGAGCAGCUGUCUGGUCUGGUGCAGAGUCCACACUACCAGCUGCAGGCUGCAGAUGUGGAGCAGCUUUCUGAUCUGGUGCAGAGUCCACACUACCAGCUGCAGACUCUCAGGUGGGAGCGCUGCAGUUUGUCAGAGAUCAGAUGUGAUGAUCUGGUCUCAGCUCUGGAGUCCAACCCGUCUGAUCUGGAACAUCUGGACCUGAGUGAGAACAGGCUGCAGGAUUCAGAUGUGAAGCAGCUGUGUGUUCUUCUGGAGAGUCCAGACUGCAGACUGGAGACUCUGAGGUUGGAGAAAUGCUUGAUGUCAGAGAUCAGCUGUUCUUCUCUGGUCUCAGCUCUGAAGUCCAACCCCUCCCAUCUGGAACAUCUGAAACAUCUGGACCUGAGCAGCAACAACCUGCAGGAUUCAGGAGUGAAACAUCUGUGUGGUUUCCUGGAGAGUCCAGACUGCAGACUGGAGACUCUGAGGUUGCAGCACUGUGGUCUGUCAGAGAUCAGCUGUUCUUCUCUGGUCUCAGCUCUGAAGUCCAACCCCUCCCAUCUGAAAUUUCUGGACCUGAGUUACAACAAGAACCUGCAUGCUGCAGAUGUGGAGCAGCUGUCUGGUCUGGUGCAGAGUCCACACUACCAGCUGCAGACUCUCAGAACACGAUGGAUCUAAACAGAUGACGGUGGACCAGGUGGAUUCUUCUCAGAGGAGACGUCCUCCUAUAAUCUCUCAACACCAGCAAAGGUUGAAACAUGUGGCUCCACCAACCUCCACCUCUCCCUCAUCAAACACCCUCGUCUGACGUUCUACUCAGUUUUUGGAUUAAAUGAGGUUCAAAGCGACUCUUCAGAAAACCUCUGGGUGACGUCACAGAGGGUUUUAAGUUCUUCUAACUUAACUCGGUCUGUUGUUAGCACUCAGCAAGAUGCUUUUGUACAACUUAAAAAAAUACAGGUCGUCAAAGGUUCUACUUUUGAGAACAAGGUUUGUUUAGAAGAAAAAAAGAACCGAGUCGGUGUCGUUGCUGUACAAGGAGAGGACAUUUAUUGAAGAAUUCCCAGCAUCACAGAUGAGUAUGCAAUGUAUAAUGUUCUGGAGAUGAAAUGUGUCUAUAUAAACAUGCCGAAAUAAACGAAAUAAUAAUAAUGUGUGUUAUCUGAGGUCGUCUCUUUCAGAUUUCAGUGAUUCAGACAAAGUGAAUUCAUCCACUCACAUGCAAGUCACACACCUGUGCACUCACCUGCUCCCCCAGACACACACAGGCCCACGGUCCAACAUACGUUCACAGUCUCGAUACGUACAAAAAGUGAUACAAAUACAAAUAAUACCACAAUAAAAACAUUGUAAUUAUUCUUUUUUUAAGAAAUUCUUACAGUUUAGCUAUGUUCUCUAUUCUGUAGAAAGACAACUAAGCUUUAAUUAGGAAACAAUAUUUUUUUCUGCCCUUCUCUAAAAUGAUCAGUAUAUCAUCAAUGAAAAUUAUUACAGUGUACAUACAUAUACGCGUUUGUGU
Cololabis saira (Pacific saury) is the source of this 8215-nucleotide messenger RNA. RefSeq names its product NACHT, LRR and PYD domains-containing protein 14-like. Gene Ontology annotation, molecular function: protein binding. Lineage: Eukaryota; Metazoa; Chordata; Actinopteri; Beloniformes; Belonidae. Bases 112 to 7374 code for a protein of 2420 amino acids. The record is from RefSeq and is a predicted model, not a curated record. The transcript is spliced from 34 exons.